Messenger RNA from Stylophora pistillata, 466 nucleotides. Its product is annotated as required for excision 1-B domain-containing protein. The record is from RefSeq and is a predicted model, not a curated record. NCBI's taxonomy places the organism in Eukaryota, Metazoa, Cnidaria, Anthozoa, Scleractinia, Pocilloporidae.
ACGAUAAUUGGCAUCAUCUUCUUCCUUGAACAAAAAUGUGGAGUGGUAAAUCUUUCACGCUGCAGCUAUGAGUCUUAAGGAACUCAUACAGCAAUUCUUUACUCUACAAGAAGAAAGAGUGAAGACAUACAAAACAUUUGACAGUGGUUUCAAAGUAUAUCUUGAAAGUGCUCCAAACUAUGAUUUCCCGUCAUAUCGGCAACUGGUGCAUGAUAUCACACAGAAAUUCAAUAAGAUAUCAAGUGAUGUUAUUACAAUUGAAACAAAGUUUGGGGAGGCCGGGUUUACAAAUAUUGCAGAGCUAAUCAGAAGAAUACAACUGAAAGAAAAAGAGAAACUGGAACUGACAGCUCAGUUGCAAAUAGUACAGCAAAGUUCGGCAUCGACAGAUCCUUACGGUGAAAGUAAAGUUGAUGAGGCAACUGGAAUCAAGUUGAGGCUGCAGAGUCAGGCUAAUCAGUUGUAA